This is a messenger RNA of Chenopodium quinoa (quinoa), 1700 nucleotides long. Its product is annotated as B3 domain-containing protein REM20-like. NCBI's taxonomy places the organism in Eukaryota, Viridiplantae, Streptophyta, Magnoliopsida, Caryophyllales, Amaranthaceae. The record is from RefSeq and is a predicted model, not a curated record. The transcript has 5 exons. Gene Ontology annotation, molecular function: DNA binding. The coding region runs from base 196 to 1086 and encodes 296 amino acids.
UUUCAUUGGUCGUCAAACACUCAAAACAAACCAUUAUCAAACACUCAAUCUGUCAGUAUCAUUCAAUACUUCCUUUGUUCCUUAUUUCUUCCAUUUGCCUCUCAUUAUACGCAAUUACUACUCCCUAAUUACAAAUUUAUAAGUUUUUCCUUUACUACAAUUCUCUAAUAAGAAUUGUGUAAGAAAUUAUCAAUAAUGGCGAGGCCGGCUAAAAGAAAAAGAGGAAGGCCCCGUAAAUACCCAGUUCCACAAUAUCCUCCUGAGUUUUUCAAAAUUUAUCUACCAGAACACAACUCUAAGCAAUUGGCAAUACCUCCUGAUUUUAUAAGGAAUUUCAGAGAGAAGACUCCAAAGAAAGUAAUCUUGAAAAACUUAAAAGGGGAAGUUUGGAAUGUGGAUCUGGAAAAGGCAGGAAGCAAGUUACUUAUGAAAAGGGGUUGGGAAGAAUUUGUGACAGGCAAUUCAGUAGCGCGAGGAGAGUUUUUGAUCUUUACAUACAAAGGGAAUUCCGUGUUCAUUGUCAAAAUAUUCAGUAUCAGUGGAUGUUUGAAGGAGGAUGAACCUAUGGGCACCAAUGACCAGCCUCAUGUGACAUUGAAGCAGGAGCCAAACUUUGAUGAAAGUUAUAGCCAUCAUACUGAUGUCUGCUCUGAGAAUACAUAUUUAGAAAGAAGCGCGAAAGUAGAACAGAUGUCUCAAGAUUCGCACAAAGUAAUGACAAGAGGUGUCUCAGAAGGAAACCUUGAUUUAAAGAGGAUACGAUUUACAAGUGUUAACAAGGGAAAGAUAUAUGAAUUGAACAUUCCUGCAGGUAUCUUCACAGAGUACAACAUAGAACGGCCCAAACCAAAUAGACCAGAAAUGGUACUUCUGAAGUACCCGAGAGGGAUUUCACAGACAGUAAAGAUAUGGCGGGAACAUGACUGUGUUCAGAUCACUACUGGGUGGAGAGAAUUUCAGUUGAAGAACAAAUUGACUGAGGGAGAUGAGUGUGAUUUUGAGGUUAGUCUUGGUGAAGGAAGAAAGAUCAAAGAGAUUGAGCUGUUGCAAAUUCGCCGUAGGACACCAAUCACUCGUAUGAUCUAAGAGGAUUCCUAGGCCUAAGAACGAGUGAAUGUAUAUUUGAGAAGCUUAACACAAAGUCGGGCGAACGACGGGAAUUGAACCCGCGCUUUGUUUACGUAUGGACCAAAACUUCAGCAUUUUAGUUUCGAGGAAGCCCCAGUUAAUCUCUGGGAUAAACAAAAUUUGUUUAUCACAUGAUAUUUUGGUAAAUAAAUGAACAACUUUAUCUAGUCAUCAUUAAUGUAGGACCCACUUUUAUGGAAAAAGUUGUUGAUUUAUUUACAAAAUUGCCAUGUGAUAAACAAAUUUUGUGAAUCUCAAAGAUUAACUUGUAUUUACCCUUUAGUUUCUGAUGGAAUAGAAAUAUCAGCACAGGACAUGAAGUUCAGUGAUUAUUUUUCCUGAUAGCAUUCCCAGAAAAUCUGAAAGUAUUAUUACUCAAUACUAGGUUAGUACUCGAGGAUGUAUGAUUUAAUUGAAGCUAUUUUUUCCAAUAAAUUAUUACCCCCUCUCUUUUAGUUUAUAGAUUUGAACCAUUUUUUGUUAGAAAAAAAUGGUCAAAGUGUAAAGAUUAAAAAGAGACGGAAGGAGUAUAAACUAUUACUUCCGUAGUUGAUUAUGCUUCUUUGGUUGAA